This is a messenger RNA of Necator americanus (New World hookworm), 321 nucleotides long. RefSeq lists its product as uncharacterized. The record is from RefSeq and is a predicted model, not a curated record. Lineage: Eukaryota; Metazoa; Nematoda; Chromadorea; Rhabditida; Ancylostomatidae. The coding region runs from base 1 to 321 and encodes 106 amino acids. The transcript is spliced from 2 exons.
AUGAACAACAUUGACGAGGAAUAUGAGCAGCUCGUUCAACACCUUCACGACUGCAGGAGGGAGGCUGAGAGUUUUAAAACCAGCAGUAGACGCCUGUCUCCCAAAACUCUUGAGCUGAUAGUCGCCGGGCUUUGCAGAGAGGCGGUAAAUGAAGACCUCAAAGGGAGAAUAACUGAAGUGUUGGCUGAAGCUGCAGACGCUGGAAAGAGCAUUACUCCCGCAUUACACUACUCCCGUCGAAAAUUCGCCAAACGAAAGACGAGGAUGAAUGCUCUCCGGAACCCGAAGGGAAGAACCAUUGCAUCGAGAAGGAAUGGAUGA